CGUUUUUCGCGUCCGUGUCCAAUCGUCAAUGACUACCGAGACUUUUCAAAUUUAAACCGUAAAAUCGAUCAACUGUCGUCGAUCUCCUUUGCGAGAAUAUAACAGCCAGGCCGGAUUUACGAGAUACGCACACGUUGAAGUGAUGAAGGACUGUUGAAUUGUUCAUCCCAUGAUUUACCAUCAGACCGUGGUCGUUCGUGAUCCAGCCAGGAACAAAGGACGCAACGAUGUUUACGCCAAUCAAGCCCGCGGGCAUUGGCGUGCUGAAUGAUACGAUAUUAAAUACACCGCAGCCACAAGCAACGUCGACCGUUCAACGAAAAAGCACUUUGGAGAGUAGAUAUUGCAGUGGAGACUUCAGUAAAGAGAAACAAGAAAAGAGAGAAAAGCAAGUAUCUAAUGAAAGUCCAACAGAUGAUACAGAUAAUUCCUCACUGGGUCUUCUUGAUAACAUGUCAGUUCUUACAAAUCUUAGCAUAGCAGAUGAGGGACAAAAAAUGAAUUCUACUAACACAAAUAAAGAGCUUGAAUAUGCCAGAAAAAUUCUUCAGAGGUGCAGCGGUGGAAAGAAUUCUUCUAUGGCUAUAGACAUGAAUAAAGAGAAUAAUGUAAAUGUACAAAAUAUAACAGGUAUUUUGCCUGUUUCAAGUUUUGUUUUGUCAAAUAAAAUUUGUGCUCUUGAUAAGGACCAAGAAUGUAAUGUGGAUUAUUUGGAUAAGGAAAACACAACUAAUAUUACUUUUGAGCCUAAUGAAAUGUCAGCACGUUCAUCUAUUGUAAAUAAUGCUGAAAGAGAACAGUCUCUCUUAAACAUACUUUCUAGUGGCAUUAACAUAAAUAGCUUCAUAAACGACUUCACAGCACAAUUACACAAAGAACUUGAUACUGAAGAAUUUCUAUCAGACUCACAAGUACCUAACCAAAUAUCAAUUGAUGAGGCACACUGGUUACAAGAUAACAUAUAUGCCAUGCCAGUUACGAGUACCGAUAAACAGGAAUUAGAUUGCUCGACCUUCUCCGGUAUUUUGGAGCCGGUUGAUUUGUCGAUAGCAUCUUGUGCUGGAAGAAAGGUAUCUGUCGGUCAAUAUUUCAAACGUAAAUGUGACAUGGAAAUAUUGGAAAAUAAUGCUAGAUUAAAACCAAAUUUUGAUGUCACCUCAGGAACUCCCAUGAGAAGGGGUAACUUGAGAUCAGUGAUUGACUCGACAAAUGUAAUAAUGCCACCAACAAUAGAGCCAAAAGAGAAGAAAGAACAGACAUACAUCUCAACGACAGUUGAUAUGGGUGAAAAUAGUAUCUUAAGUUUAAGCACUAUUGCCAAUACCUUGCAAGAUGUUAAUAGCGAAACGCCACGGCGACUGGUCGAUCAACUUUUAAUGGCACAAAAAAAGAAGAAAUAUCUUAUAGAAGAAAAUUCAAGAAAAGAAACCUACACAUUGCCCUUAGACAGGAAGUCUAUGUUAGCAGCAACUACUACAAAUCCCAAUAAAUUUGACGAUGAUAAUAGUCAAGUGAAUCUCACAAAAAAAUUGUCACUGGAUAGUAAAACUAUAAAUGAAGCGGAAAAGAUCGUAAAAACGCUGUCAUUUACUCCAAGUAGAAGUGUAAAAGUAGCUGAAUCCUUCGAGAGUGCAUAUGAAGUAUUAAAAGAAAACGUAAAUGACAGAACUGCAACUUUUUCGGGUAACAAAGAUGCAGCUCAAAUAUCAGUCACAGAUUUUAAAUUUCCCUUACAACAUUUGACAUUGUCUCGAUCAUCCAAUGACAAGUUGAAUGUGUCCUCCUGCGUACCAUCUACAAUGGAUAUUAAAAAUUACGAUGAAAGCUACAAUGAUUUGAAUAUACAGGAGAUAGACAAAAAAGAAACAAAAGUAGAUGUUGAUAGUACAAUGGACACACUGUUCACUGAGAAAGUGAAAACUGAAACGCAGAUUAAUUUAAACAAUGAUGUAAUCAUUAGCAAAAAUACAGAACAUUUAUGUAAUUGCAUUAUUGGCAUGACAUGUAAAGCUAAUAUAGAACUUGUAAAUAGAGGAGACAGAUGGAUCACAUGCACUUUGAAAUUGAGUGAAGUGCGAGGAGAUCAACAAAAUAUUGCAUUAAGUAUUCCUGAAGAUAGGAUUUUGAUAGGGCCUAACAAUGUCCAAUCUACAAAAAUCGAAGUUAAAGUAACAAAAAUGUGUAAGCCAAUCAUCGCGGUAUUACAUAUAAUUAUAUCUGAAGUAGUUUCGGUAGUGAAACCGAAAUGGUUGACACAUAUGAUCUGCUUUAAACCGGAAGAACUUGAACUCGAUAUCAUAUGCAACUCGCAGGACAAACAGGAAUUGGAUUUUCAAUAUAUCGUAGAGAAUACAGCAAAAGUUUUACCUAUAAUAUUUCAUAAUAAGAACAAUAUCAAUGUACCUAUUAAGUUCUCUGUAUUACAGGAAGGACCAAAAAUAUUCAGUAUUGAUGGUUCUUUUAAUGGACCAAUAAAACUGAACGAAUCUCGUGACGAAUUAACUCACUUAGUACUUAAGCCUCAGGAAAAAUUCACUGCUAAUAUAAAGUGCGAGAGGUCGCAAUCUACGUUAAUGGAUUGUUCGCAAAAACAACCGCAGUAUUGGAAAAGUAAGUUGAUUGUAUAUGUGCAAUGUGGCGACGGAGCAAUAUUAUCUCUGAAAGAAGUGCCCCUCUAUGCGCAACCAGGCACUUGUAAGAUCCAAAUUAUCGACACAGAUGUGCCUGUAAUUGUUUCAAGACAGCACGGAAAAUUACUGCACAUCGUUAAUUCGGGAAAUGUUGCGACGCGCGUGUCUGCGACUGUCGUGCCAAUGGAAGGAUAUCCGAAAACGGCGCAAGAGUUUUUUAUAAAACCAGGUGACAUAUCUUUACAAACUGGAGAGAGAGGUUCAUUUUCGAUUACGUAUAAGUCACAGAUUCCUGACGCGAGGAACACAAUCGAAGAGAGGCAUGCAAAGAUAAAAUUAGUUGCCGGUAACAAUGUAUACUAUUACAUCGUAAGUACUGAACAGAAACCGUCAGAAUCGGAAAAUGAAAAUUAUCUACGUUGCGAUACGCCUUGUAACUUGGUAUCUACGAGUACCCCGACAUCGCCGCAAAGUGUAACCUCUAGUAGAUCUCCUGGAACUCAUCAAGAUAGAAAUUCACCGAAUAGUGUAGUGUCCAGUGUAACGGGGAGUACGAUUCCAAUCAGAGCGACACAUGCCGCUCUGGUGUGGAACAGCGUGAAAACGAGUAAGAGCGAAAUCAAGGAAUUUACAAUUCGUAAUACGAGCAAUUACAAGAUUAAGAUCCAAAUAGACAUAUGGGACGACAGUAAGAGCUUUAAGUUCCUUGGAGCAGAUAGACAGACUAUGAAUACAAGCAUGAUACUGGCGAUGCAACGCACAGAAAGCAAAACACUUGCGGUCAUGUUCAAUCCGUUUCGUGUGGGUCCAGUGGCCGGAAAGAUUACUAUCAAACAUCACGCGCCUACAAAGGAGGGUCAUGAGUCUCAAUACAAAAGGAUACCCUUGUAUGGAUACGGUGGCUGUUGUGGUAAGAUGAAAAUCUCGAAUACGUUUAAAGAUGCGAGCGGGAAGAUAUGGUUGGCGCUUGGUACUUUGUCGUCUGGGACCAUAGUUCUGGAAAAGAACAUCAGAUUGCAAAAUACUGGUGACUUGUGCGCAUUUGCCAAGAUCAAAGUUAUACCAAAAGUUAUUUCCUCUAAAAUGGAUUCAAAUUGGCACGUAAAUCCGACGGAACUAAUACUCAAUUCUAAAGAGUCUUGUCAAGUGUCGAUAAAAUUCUAUCCCAAAAAGGAGGACUUUGCGAUAUUACAACAUUGCGUUGCAGAUGUAUCACACAUUGUCGCGACGUUAAACAUCGUUUACGGGGAUGAACCGACUCGCUGGCGGAUACGCAGAUUAUAUAAUAAAAUAAAAGAGUCAGAUGAGUUGUCCCGAAAUGAAAACGAAACUUUCAGAAACGUCGUGCAUCCUAUUUGUAGAACUUUCCCUGGGGAGCAAUUAAUAUCUGGCUUAACAUCGAUACGUGACCCUAUUCAAAGCCUAAAUGACCUUUGCAUGGGAGUUCAGCAGCAUGAAAUAAAUCUCACAGUGGAGGGUUGUGCAGACGAUACUUUGCCCAUUCUUCAGGACAAUGACGAUGAAUCACAAUUAUAUUAUUCUCUAAUAAGUGACGACAGUCACACAGACGAAGUGGGUGGAGCAAGUUUUUUCUCUUCUCAAACCAUAGGAGGAUACGAAGCUCCAUAUCGCGCCUCCCAGGAAGAUAAUUUCAUCGUAAAUCCGUCCACCGUCACUCUAAAUCCCCCGAUAUGCAAUGAGAAUACAGUGACCAUCUUCAGUUUCUUCAAAGCAGCCCAGCCAUUUCAGACCAACCUGAACUCAAAUUAUCUCAGCGUUGUUCCCGCAGAAGGAACGUUCCCUAGCAAGGGACUUUUUACACUGAAAAUACAAUGUUCGCAAAGAAUUGAACGUAAUAUUCAGGAUGUACUGGAGAUUUACACAGAGAAUCAUAAACAGGAUGUGUUGAUCAAAGUUAAUGUAAAAACAAGGUAAUCAAAAGUGUUUCGUAAUAUAAUCAGAAUAUUUAUUUCUCGAUUCUCGUUGCUGCAAUCGAUGAAUUUUAUAAAAACAAUAUUUUUUAUUAAUACAUAACCAAUUUUUUACAAA
Messenger RNA from Odontomachus brunneus, 4679 nucleotides. RefSeq lists its product as uncharacterized. NCBI's taxonomy places the organism in Eukaryota, Metazoa, Arthropoda, Insecta, Hymenoptera, Formicidae. Bases 228 to 4565 code for a protein of 1445 amino acids. The transcript is spliced from 20 exons. The record is from RefSeq and is a predicted model, not a curated record.